This is a messenger RNA of Cotesia congregata, 4044 nucleotides long. Lineage: Eukaryota; Metazoa; Arthropoda; Insecta; Hymenoptera; Braconidae. The record is from the annotation of a GenBank genome assembly.
AUGCUGAGAACAGUUCUUUUGAUAAAUUUGUGUGUGACACUUACCUACGCAACAUUUGGUUACAAUGGCUUUCAGAAAGUGAGUGAAGAUGAGUUCAAAUGCCCUGGAAGAGGGUACUUCGAGCACCCCAAUGACUGUGCGGUCUUCUACCACUGCGAUUCAACAGGUUUUGGGCCCGGACUAAAAGCCCAUAAGCACGUUUGUGGUCCAGGAACGGUGUAUUCGUAUAACCGGAAGAGAUGUAUGCUUCCGAGGUUCAGUGGCAACGCUAAAUGUCAAAAUUACAAGUGGAAUUCUCAAUCUUCUCAUUUAGAAUACGAAACUAUAGGCAGUCCGUGGUACCUGCACAAAAAAAACCCGGUUGUGAGGACCAACUAUGAGCCGUCAUGUACCGGCGAAGGGUUUAUGGCCGACCCAUCAGACUGUCGGAAGUUUUACUCAUGUAUGAUCAUGGCAAAUUACGUUUAUAAUAAAGUCGCGUACACUUGUCCGAUCAAUACAGUGUGGGAGAACGAGAAACAAUGGUGUAUGGUUAGCUGGGCGACGUCAAGGACAGAGUGUAGGUCAGGAAGCGCCGGAUUCCAGCAAGGGAGCCAAGGUAGUCUAGGAUUUUAUCAGAAUGGAGGUGGAAGUUGGAGUGGAUCGUCUGCAUGGUCACAAAAUCAUGGAUCGAUGACUGGAGGCGGGCAAUCCAAUGGGUUCAAUGAGAAUUUGAACUCGCAAAAUGGUUUUAAUCAGAUGGUUCAUUCAGAAAGCAAUGUUGAAAAGGUUAAGCAUAAUUCGCAAAGUCAGAGCAAUAAAAAUUUACUUAGCGAAGAAAAUCAUUAUGGUUCUAAUGGGUUCUUUGGAAAGGACAGGACAGAGUCUAAUAAUCAAGGAAGUUAUUCGGAGCAGAAUGGAAUUAAUAAUAAUGGGUACGAUAGUUUUAAUCAUGGGCAAAGUACUAAUGAGAAUUCGGAGCAUAGCAAUCAUAGAAAUAAAGAAACUCAGACGGAAUUCAAUAAUUCAGGGUUUACCGGAAGUCAUGCUAGCGAAACGAAUAAUGUAUAUGGACAAGGUAGUACUCAAAAUGGAUAUAAUAAUGAAUAUGAUAGUUCACAUUCUUCACAUAAGGAUAGUAAUCAUAAUGUGAAUAAUCAAUUCACUCAAUCUGAGAAUAGUGGCAAUUUUGAUGGUUUUAGUGGAGGUAUUCAUAGUACAGACAUAGACAAUACUUCAGAAGAGACAGAUAAUUCUGGAGGUAUGGAUAGUUCUUCUGAAGAACAUAAUAAUCAAAAUCAUUUCAAUGGUGAGAGUAAUGGCAGCGCAGGUUCUUCGGGUUAUGAAAUGAAUAAUAAUCAACAAUCUAAUAACGCUGGACAUCAAGAAAUGAAUAAUGGAUUUAAUAGUCAUUCAGAAAAUUCAAAUCAUUAUGGUGAAGAUAGUUCUCAAAACCAUGAAUAUAAUGAAAGUUUCGGUGGAAGUACUUCAGACAAAGAUAUUAAUUCACAGGAAAAAUUCGAUAACUUUAACAAACAGGAAAAUCAUCAAAAUGAAUUCGGUAAUGAUUUUGAGAGUUCAGAUCACAGAGAGAAUCAUUUUGAUGGAAAUAGUUCUCAAAAUCAUGAACAUAAUGAAAGUAAUGACAGUGAAGGUACUUCAGGUUAUGAAAUUAAUCACAAUAGGGAAUCUAAUAGUAACUUUGAAAAUCAAUUUAAUAAUAAAUCUGAAAACUUAGAUCACAGUGAGAAUCAUUACGAUGGAAGUGGUUCCCAAGAUCAUUCUUAUGAUCAAAAUAUUGUCGACAGUAGUUCCUCUAAACAUGAUAUGAAUCAUUUCGAAGACUCUAACAAUCGUGAAACUCAUAAAAAUGAAUUUAAUAUUAAUUCAGAUAAUUCUGAUUACAGUAAGAAUCAUUACGAUGGUAGUAGUUCCCAAGAUCAUUCUUAUGAUCAAAAUAAUGUCGACAGUAGUUCCUCUAAACAUGAUAUGAAUCAUUCCGAAAACUCUAACAAUGCUAACAAUCGUGAAACUCAUAAAAAUGAAUUCAAUAUUAAUUCUGAUAAUUCUGAUUACAGUCAAAAUAAUUACGAUGAAAAUAGUUCUCAAGAUCAUUCUAAUAGUGAAAAUAACGUCCACGGUAGUUCUUCAGGACAUGAUACGAAUUUACACGAAUUUAAUAAUUUUGAAAAUCAAAAAAUUUAUCACAAUGAAUUAAACAACACUUUAAAAAAUUUAAGUUACUUUGAAAGUUUUAAUCAUGUAAAUAACUCUCAAAACCAAUAUGAAAAUCAAAAUAAUGUCAAUGGAGAAAAUUCAAAAUAUGACACUAUUUAUAAUCAAGAAAACAACGUAGAUAAUCAACAAACUGAUCAUAAUGAAUUUAACAAAAAUUCUGGCAAUUCAGAUUACUCAGACAGCAACUACAACAAAAAUAAUUUUGAGAAAAAUCAAAAUAUUGAGAGCAAUGUCGGCGAAAAUCAUUCGGUAGGUGAAAAUAGUUAUAAUGAACAAUUUAAUAAUUUCAACCAUCAAAAUACUCAUCACCAGGAAUUUGAUAAAAAUUCAAAUCACGUUGAAAAUCAUUACAAUGAAACAAAUUACGAAGACUUUUCUUAUGGUAAAAACCAGGUCCAAAGCAAUUCUUCAAGGCAUGAUAUAAACUACCAGGAAAACGCUAAUAAUGUUGAAAAUCAAGGAACUUAUGAUCAACACAAUCAUAAUUCAGAAAGUUCAAAUCACUUCGAAAACCAUAACGUUGAAAAAAAUUCUCUAAAUCAAUACGAAAGUCAAAAGAAUGUCACUGAAGAAAAUUCAAAGCAUGAAAUGAUUGAUAAUCAAGGAUUUAAUAAUAUAGAAAAUCAACAAACUCAACAUAAUGAAGUCAAUCCUAUUUCAGGAAAUUCAGAAUACUCGGACAGUCACUACAAUCAAACUAGUUUUGAAAAAAAUCACAACAGUGAGAGUAAUGUCAAUAGUAUUAAUUCUGUAGGUGAAAAUGAGUAUAAUGAACAGUUGAACAACAAUCAAGACACUCAUCACCAGGAAUUAGAUAACAAUUCCGAAAGUUCAAAUCACAUUGAAAACAAUCACAAUGAUAAUAGUUUCCAAGAUAAUUCCAAUUAUGACAAUAAUUUCCAAGGUGGUUCUUCGGGACAUGAUAUGAAUUAUCACAAAGACUCUAACGUUAACAAUCAUAAUGAAUUUAAUGAAAAUUCAGAAAAUAUAAAUCACUUCGAAAGUGAUAACCACGAAAAUAAUCACAAUAUUGAGAGCCAUGUUGGUGAAAAUAAUUCGGUAGAUGAAAAUAGUUAUAAUGAACAAUCUAAUGAUGUUAACAAUCAAAAAACUCAUCGCGAUGAAUUUGAUAUUAAUUCGGAAAAUUCAAAUCACAUCCAAAACAAUUUCGAUGAAAAUAGUUCCCAAGAUGGUUCAAAUAAUAAAAAUAAUAGCCAUGGCAGUUCUUCGGGACACCAAGAUGAUAACAAUGAUAAGUAUGACAACGACAAAUACAAUAGUAUGACUCAUAAAUCAGAACACUCAGAUUUAUAUGAUAAUACAAGCUCCAAUAAAAAUAAUGAUAACAAUAUUAACAGUUCAAAUUCUAACGAUAAGAACAUCAACAACAACACCAAUGAGAGUCAUCAGCAAAAACAUAAUGACGGUUCUAUGCACGGAGAAAUUGACAACAAUGAUUUCGGUCAUCAUAAAACUGAAUUUGAAGAAAUAGAUCACAAUCAACUUGAUGUCAAUCACAAAAAAGAAUCCUUUGAUAAAUCUGAGUACGACCAUCAAAAAGAAGACAAUCAUUUCGAAGAGCAUAAACUUCAUGAUUCUAAUCAUGGAUCCCAUCAUGAAUUUGGAGAAGAUUCUCAUUAUGAAGAACUUGACAACAAACUAAAAACUGAAUCUAAUGAAAACGCCCAAUCACACAAUGAAGAAAGUGGGUCAGAUCAUGAUUUUAACGAACUUGAAAUUGGACAAUCUCAUGAGAGCGAUUUUGGAAUGUGGACACCGAAAAUCAUGAUCAUUCUUCAGAACAUUCCAGAAAUGAUUUCAACUUAG